AUGUCUCGCUUGACGCAGUACCUCAAUCGCACCAGUAAGCUUGUGCGGGACAAUACUUCGCGCGUCCUGCUUAUGCAAGGCGCGGACGAACCCUCGAGAACACCUAAGACUCUAUUCACAUUCAACUCGAACGAGGAUAUCCAGCAAUUUGCGACCGGAUGUGACGCCGACGUCGGCGGCACCUCCACUGUUCAUUUUGGUCUCGAUGACUCCAGUGUCCUGCCCACAAAGAACGGAGAAACAACCGAGCAGAUCCGGCGCUCGGCAGGAAAGUUCUGGGGCGAGAUGCGUCUCGGGGUACGGGGCGGCCUUGAGGGCAAGAUUAGGGGUGGCUACGCUGGAUUCCGGAGUAAGGCACGCAAUCUUUACAUUGACUACUUGCAAUGGUUGCAGCCAAGAACAACGCUAUUUGGUGAGAUGACGGACGAUGUCUCGAUGCAUCGCUUCCUUGCACUGCGGCUCCGAGCAGCUGGCCAUCCCCGGACGCGCAACUCGUACUACGUGAAUAUCCAGACGGACGGGCCUAUCACCACCGAUUUGUGGCAGCACCGUCUCUACUUCCGACGCGACGACGGGGGUUGGGAAGAUAUAUUUGUGCGCGCGUAUAUGCUUUCUGAUUGA
Messenger RNA from Postia placenta MAD-698-R-SB12, 621 nucleotides. RefSeq lists its product as hypothetical. Bases 1 to 621 code for a protein of 206 amino acids. The record is from RefSeq and is a predicted model, not a curated record. The transcript is spliced from 3 exons. Gene Ontology annotation, biological process: mitochondrial electron transport, NADH to ubiquinone; mitochondrial respiratory chain complex I assembly. Gene Ontology annotation, cellular component: mitochondrion. Lineage: Eukaryota; Fungi; Basidiomycota; Agaricomycetes; Polyporales; Adustoporiaceae.